Messenger RNA from Syngnathus typhle (broad-nosed pipefish), 3081 nucleotides. It is a transcript of the gene ttll6, whose product is annotated as tubulin tyrosine ligase-like family, member 6. The record is from RefSeq and is a predicted model, not a curated record. Gene Ontology annotation, cellular component: cilium. The coding region runs from base 468 to 2570 and encodes 700 amino acids. Gene Ontology annotation, biological process: microtubule cytoskeleton organization; protein polyglutamylation. The transcript has 18 exons. NCBI's taxonomy places the organism in Eukaryota, Metazoa, Chordata, Actinopteri, Syngnathiformes, Syngnathidae. Gene Ontology annotation, molecular function: tubulin binding; tubulin-glutamic acid ligase activity.
CGUCCUUGUUCGCGUCAAACUCUAGUUGACUUGUUGACUCUUUGCCUGUUUGUGUCAAGAACAGCAACACCGAAGCCGAAAAAAUCCAACCAAGCGGCGGCAGUCUGGAAACUCACUCAAUCAGAGCAGAUCCCAGCGAUGCUCGUCCGACCCGAGCUCGCCAUGACAACAUGACGCCUGCUUCCAUUUCUCCAGGAGACCGCGGCUCAGGGCUUCAUCUUGACCCAUUUCGGCAUCUCCUGCGUCGGCUCGGCCAUGCAGGCGAAGGCGAGUGACUGAGAACACUACGGUCACUUGGAGGUUGAAAUAAAUGAAUCAACUGUGAGUGUGGAAGGCAGGCUAAAUUGACCUUGAGCGACCCUGAGCAUCAUCUACAUCAUUGGAUCCCAACGCUGACACCUGGCACCUUGAAUUUGUACCUGCGAUGCGCCCUCAAGCCCUGCCUAGCGUCCAUAAAUGAUUCACAGAUGACUCUGCCGUUUGGAUGCAAACAGCAAAAAAAAGGACAAGCAGAAAAUAUCAUCCAAGCGCCAGGGCUGGAACACACCCUCAAGAGGCGCAAGAGGUCCAAGAGGAGAUAUGUGUGGAUUAACUUGAGCAACUGCAAGUAUGAAAGCGUGCGCCGCGCCGCUCGUCGCUACGGCCUCAAAGUGACGGAGGGAGACGAUUGGACGCUGAUGUGGUCCGACUGCUCCGUAUCUCUAGAGAGGGUGAAAGCCAUGAAGCAAUACCAGAAAAUCAAUCAUUUCCCUGGAAUGAUCGAAAUCUGCCGCAAAGACACUCUGGCCAGGAACUUGAACCGCAUGUUGAAGCUCUUCCCGAAAGAUUACAACAUCUUUCCAAGGACGUGGUGUCUUCCCGCAGACUACUACGACUUCCAGGCCUACACGCGUGUCAAACGGCACGCCACUUUCAUCUGCAAGCCAGAUUCCGGCUGUCAGGGACGCGGCAUCUUCAUCACAAGAUCCAGGAGUGAUAUUCGGCCUGGAGAACACAUGAUCUGUCAGCUCUACAUCACCAGGCCUUUAAUCUUGGACGGCUACAAGUUCGACUUGCGUAUCUACGUGCUGGUGACGUCAUGUGACCCGCUCAGGAUCUUCCUGUUCAAGGAAGGACUGGCCCGCUUCUGCACCGCCAAGUACAUGGAACCAGCACUUAGCAAUAUGGACGAAGUGUGCAUGCACCUGACCAACUACGCCAUCAACAAGCACAACGACAACUUCAUCCGUGACGACCACACCGGCAGCAAACGGAAGCUGUCGACUCUCAUCCAGCAGUUGGAGGAUGCCCGCGCCGACGCCGACAAACUAUGGAGCGACAUCGAGGACAUGAUCAUCAAGACGCUAAUCGCCGUGCAGCCCGUUCUCAAACACAACUACCACACGUGCUUCCCCCACCACACCGCCGACAGCGCCUGCUUCGAGAUCCUCGGCUUCGACGUCCUGCUGGAUCAACGCAUGCGGCCCUGGCUUCUCGAGGUGAACCACUCGCCUAGUUUCACCACCGACUCGCCGUUAGACCGUGAGGUGAAGGACGCUCUGCUGCUGGACACGCUGCUGCUCAUCAACUUGAACGCCUGCAACAGAAGCAAGAUCACCAAAGAGGAGCGCAAGCGCUCCAAGGAACGUCUGCAAGAGAACCGGACCAAAGCGGCAAGGACCGAAGAGCUGCUCCAGCGCCAGGCCGCCUCGGUCCAGCAGAUAGAGACAUACGAGACCAAUCACAUGGGAGGCUUCCGGAGGAUCUUCCCCAGGGAGGGAGAAGAUAAGUACGACAAGUUCUUCACACAGGGAAGCUCGCUGGUGCAAGCCACGGAAGCUUCCAGAGCGCGACAAGAGUGUGCCAGGCAACUACUACAAGAACUGCACGACAGGCAGAGGACCGUGAACACCGUCCGGAAUCGGGACUCUCAGGGCGAAACGGCAGGAGAGCGCUCCAAAAAUCUCAGACCUCGACCGGCACCACACAGAACCCCCCCCGCCAACGGGACGUCUCCUCCUGCCGUCAAAACCUGCGAGGUAGAUGAGGAGAAUGAUGAAGAGGAGGAAGAAAAGCGGGUCAAAGCGUUGAUCCAGAGGAAGAAGCUGCUACUGGACCUGGGGCUGGUCCAGCACAUCCGCCAGCUGCUGCAGCCGGAGGGCCGAGACGCUGACUUCCCCCGCCAGCAGGGGGCGUCGGUCGCGAGGCAACCUUUAAUGGUGGACUCUUUGACGCCACUUUCCGAAAAGACCAAGGCGACUCCUUGCAUACUGCCAUCUAGGCAGACCUCACUGAGGACUUCAAGUACCAUCAGGAAUUUUCGAAACGCCUCACUCCAGACAGAAGCCUGCCACAAAGACAAAGGAUGGACCAGGACUACCGUGAAGGUUCCCGGGCCAGGCCCACGCUUGCCAAAUGUCCGGGUCCCGAACCCGCGGCCUCUCGUGAGGGGGGUCCCCAAAGGACGGAGCUUCUGCGCACAACGCGACCCCGCGGACCCGCGGGGCCUCCAGGUCACCUCCACGCGCCCCCCUUUACUCCAGAGACCUCGCCUCGCCCGAUGGCCCCCGCAUCACAGGGGAGGACCCUGAAAAAAAAAAGGAAUUUGGUAGGGGGGGUCAGCAGAGACCAAACACUGCAUGCCCAUAAUUUACAGCAAAACUGUGAACGUCAAAAUUCACUUCAACAAGAUUUUUGAUUGCUACUUUUUUGUGCCAAUUUUACCACAACCAGACCUCAGGGCAUAAACGUCUCACUGGGACUUACGGAAAUAAUAAAUUCCUAUUUGAUUAAAAUGAAUGCUGCGGUCGUUAUUGGGCCUUUCAUUAAAACGCAAAAGUGAAUUUUAUGGGACAUAGUCGUCAAUAUGAGGCUAUUUUUAAUUCAAGAAAUUGUCAUGUGAUAUUUAGAGCAAUGUAUCAUUCUGCAUUUUUUUGUACUGUGACCUUUUUUUUUAUUAAAUGAAAAUGCACGUGUUAGCAUUUUGUCAGAGGCCAUAAAACUUUACAACGUUUGUCAGUUGUUAUGUUUGCGCUCCGAAAACAAAAACACAACAAAUUGCCCGCAACACUUGUCAGCGUUUUGGUGGCUCAAAAAUGUAUU